UUCCGCUCCGCCGCGGCGGAAAGAUCGUCCCCCGGGCAAGAUGGCGGCUUCUCUCUUGAGGUUAGCGAGCCGGCGCUGUCUCUGUGUCCGCCUCAGCCCGAGAUCCUCCAUGCAGCAAGUGCUCCCCAUGGCGACGACCGCGAAGGAAGAAAUGGCUCGUUUUUGGGAAAAGAACACCCAGUCAAAACGCCCGCUGUCCCCUCAUCUCACCAUUUACAAAUGGCCCCUCCCCAUGGCAAUGUCCAUCAUUCACCGCGGUACCGGAGUGGGAAUGAGUUUAGGAGUGUCAUUCUUCGCCUUAAGUGCACUGGUCCUUCCUGGACAAUUUCCUGAUUACCUGGAGUUGGUCAAGUCGCUCAGCCUAGGGCCCGCUCUGAUUUAUUCUGCAAAAUUCGCUUUAGCUCUACCCUUAACCUACCACACCUGGAAUGGGAUUCGGCAUCUGGCAUGGGACAUGGGCAAAGGCUUCAAAAUGCCCCAGGUUUACCAGUCUGGAGUCCUCGUCCUCGUCCUGACGGCUCUUUCUUCCCUUGGGAUUGCCGCUAUGUGAAGUUGGCGGCGGAGACUCUCCUCGGUCCCCAACUUCCCCACUUUGCAUCCUUCGACUCCUGAGAAGUUGGGUUCAAUCAGGACUUCCGGAAGCAUUUGCCCAGUUGGUUGAUUAGAGAAAUAAUCGGGUGAGGGAAAAGGGCUGGGAUGAGCAGAACCCCCAUUGUCGCACACGGUUGUAAUCUGAAAGGAGACAGUUCUGUUUGGAACCUUGUAGAGCUUUGUAGAGCUUUGUGAUUAUUAUUUUUCUUCAUUGCGAUAUGUCACAGUUUUGCCAGAGGGACUCUCUCGGGGCUCUUCCCCGGCUGAGGCCUAAAAGCACACCAGCACGAGACUCGAGAAUGGCUAAACGCAGAUGGGCUAAGAAACUGACAUUCCCCACAGGGCAGCGUGAACCGUCUGCCUUUACUCUUUUUAGCCCUCUCCUUUGGCAGAACAAUCCUUUUCUUUGUCCCCCACGGGGAGGGGAGCACUCCAGGGCAGCGUGCAAGCAGGCGUGGGGGGCCGCAUUUUGAAAGGGACAACGUUAUCCAUUGAAAGCAGGCUGGCGCUAAGAGUCACAACAGCAGUUGGCCACCCCCAGCCUGACUGAUGUUUUUCCCACGUGGGCCAAUGGCUCCGUGGGUGGAGGUGUGCUGAAACAUUGCACGGUUUCCUUUGUGCGGUUAGCCACCCUGUGCAGGACUGCCCAGGAGAAAGGAAGUAGCAGUAACCCUGCGUUUGGCUUUUGGGAGACAGCCUUUCUGGCCCCGUUGAAUUAAUCGUUUCUGGUGGUCAGCCGUUUGCUUCUGAGCCAAGAAAAAGGACAAAUGUAGAGCUUUCCAGAACAUAGAGCCACCCAUGCAUCUUCUGUAAAUACGUACACUUAUAUUUUACUUUUCCUCUCGUGAACGAUUAGAGGCGGACAGCCCCUUUCCUGAAAUUACGUUUCUUCUCCCUGGGUUUUGACCCGAUGAAGUUCUUCCUGUUAAUAAAAAUUUGGAGAAAAA
Python bivittatus (Burmese python) is the source of this 1538-nucleotide messenger RNA. RefSeq names its product succinate dehydrogenase complex subunit C (gene SDHC). Lineage: Eukaryota; Metazoa; Chordata; Lepidosauria; Squamata; Pythonidae. Gene Ontology annotation, cellular component: membrane; respiratory chain complex II (succinate dehydrogenase). Gene Ontology annotation, molecular function: electron transfer activity. The record is from RefSeq and is a predicted model, not a curated record. Gene Ontology annotation, biological process: tricarboxylic acid cycle; mitochondrial electron transport, succinate to ubiquinone.